UUGUGUCUUAUGAAUCAGAAAGAAAAUAUGAACAAUAUUAAUGCUCCAGAGACAGAUGUGAGCGGUGAUGAUCAGUAUAAGGAGGACAUCCCUACAAGGAAAGAUUUGAUCUAUAUUAAUGCUCCAGAUAUAAAGGAAAAAUUUGCAGAGACAGAUUUGAGGGAUGAUGAGCAGUAUAAUGAGGACAUUCCUACAGGGAAAGAUCUGAUCUAUAUUAAUGCUACAGACAUUAAGGAGGAAAAAAAGAUAGAUGUGAGUGGUGAUGAGCAGUACACUGAGGACAUUCCUACAUGGAAAAAUCUGAUCUUUAUUAAUGCUACAGACAUAAAGGAAGAAGAGACAGAUGUGAGUGGCGAUGAGCAGUAUAAAGAAGACAUUCCUACAGGGAAAGAACUGAUCUAUAUUAAUGCUACAGAAAUAAAGGAAGAAGAGACAGAUGUGAGGGGUAAUGAGCAGUAUAAAGAGGACAUUCCUACAGGGAAAGAUCUAAUCUUCACUAAUACUACAGACAUACAGGAAGAAGAAGAAGAAGAGACAGAUGUGAGCGGUGAUGAGCAGUAUAUGGAGGACAUUCCUACAGUGAAAAAUAUGAUCUAUAUUAAUGCUACAAACAUAAAAGAAGAAAAAGCGACAGAUGUGAGCGGUGAUGAGCAGUAUAAGGAAGACAUUCUUUUAGGCAAAUAUCAUACAGACCUAAAGGAAGAAGAGACAGAUGUGAGGGGGGAUGAGCAGUAUAAGGAGGAAAUUCCUACAGGGAAAGAUAUAAUCUAUACUAAUCCUACAGACAUAAAGGAAAAAGAGGAGGUGACAGGUGUGAGCGGUGAUGAGCAGUAUAAGGAAGACAUUGCUACAGGCAAAGAUCUAAUCUAUACUAAUACUACUGACAUAAAGGAAGAAGAAGAGACAGAUGUGAGCGGUGAUGAGCAGUAUAUGGAGGACAUUCCUACAGGGAAAGAUCUGAUCUAUACUAAUACUACAGACAUAAAGGAAGAAGAAGAGACAGAUGUUAGCGGUGAUGAGCAGUAUAAGGAGGACAUUACUUCAAGUAACCAUCCAGAUUCUUGUACCAGGAGAUCAGAGGAGAAUCUUAUAUCUUCAGAUUAUAAAGCAGAUGAUGAUAUCACACAAGAUACAUAUGAAGAACAUUCCAUUAUCCCAGAUACACCCUCAGCCCUUCACAGCCAAGAUCUCUCAUCUCAUCCUUUAAAGACAGUUCUAUCAUCUGAUUUAUCACAGCAAAAUAUGAGCAAGUCAUUUUCGUGUGCUGAAUGUGGGAAAUGUAUUACUCAGAAAUCAGAUCUUGUUAAACAUCAAAUAUUUAACUCAGUAGAGAAGCCAUUUUCAUGUUCACAAUGUAGAAAAUGUUUUUCUUAUGAAUCACAUCUUGGUCAACGUCAAAAAAUUCACACAGGAGAGAAGCCAUUUUUAUGUUCACAGUGUGGAAAAUGUUUUACUGUGAAACCAUCUCUUGUUAUACAUCAAAGAAUUCACUCAGGAGAGAAGCCAUUUUCAUGUUCAGAAUGUGGGAGAUGUUUUAUUCAGAAAUAUGAUCUUGUUAAACAUAAAAGAACUCACACAGGAGAGAAGCCAUUUUCAUGUUCAGAAUGUGGAAAAUGUUUUUCUAAUAAAUCAAAUCUUAUUCAACAUCAAAAAAUUCACACAGGAGAGAAGCCAUUUUCGUGUUCAGAAUGUGGGAAAUGUUUUGCUUCUAAAUCACUUCUUGUUAUACAUCAAAAAAGUCACAUAGGAGAGAAGCCAUUUUCAUGUUCACAAUGUGGGAAAUGUUUUACUGUGAAGCGAUCUCUUGUUAAACAUCAAAGAAUUCACUCAGGAGAGAAGCCAUUUCCAUGUUCAGAAUGUGGAAAAUGUUUUUCUUAUAAAUCAAAUCUUAUUCAACAUCAAAAAAAUCACACAGGAGUGAAGCCAUUUUCAUGUUCAGAAUGUGGAAAAUGUUUUACUCUGAAUUCAAUUCUUGUUGAACAUCAAAGAACUCACACAGGAGAGAAGCCAUUUUCAUGUACAGAAUGUGGAAAACAUUUUACUCUGAAAUCUGUUCUUGUCAAGCAUCAAAAAAUUCACACAGGAGAGAAGCCAUUUUCAUGUUCAGAAUGUGAGAAAUGUUUUUCUUCUAAAUCACUUCUUGUUAUACAUCAAAAAAUUCACACAGGAGAAAAGCCAUUUUCAUGUUUACAAUGUGGAAAAUGUUUUACUCAGAAAUCAGAUCUUGUUAGACAUCAAAAAAUUCACACAGGAGAGAAGCCAUUCUCAUGUUCAGAAUGUAGAAAAUGUUUUACUAAUAAAUCAAAUCUUAUUCAACAUCAAAAAAUUCACACAGGAGAGAAACCAUUUUCAUGUUCAGAAUGUGGGAAAUGUUUUACUAAUAAAUCAAAUCUUAUUCAACAUCAAAAAAUUCACACAGGAGAUAAGCCAUUUUCAUGUUCAGAAUGUGGGAAAUGUUUUGCUUUUAAAUCAUUUCUUCUUAUACAUCAAAAAAGUCACAUAGGAGAGAAGCCAUUUUCAUGUCCAGAAUGUGGAAAAUGUUUUUCUAUUAAAUCAAAUCUUACUCAACAUCAAAAAAUUCACACAGGAGAGAAGCCAUUUUUAUGUUCCGAAUGUGGGAAAUCUUUUUCUAAAAAAUCAAAUCUUAUUCAACAUCAAAAAAUUCACACAGGAGAGAAGCCAUUUUCAUGUUCAGAAUGUGGGAAAUGUUUUGCUUCUGAAUCACUUCUUGUUAUACAUCAAAAAAGUCACAUAGACGAGAAGCCAUUUUCGUGUUCACAAUGUGGGGAAUGUUUUCCUAAUAAAUCAAGGCUUAUUCAACAUCAAAAAAAUCACACAGGAGAGAAGCCAUUUUCAUGUUCAGAAUGUGGGAAAUGUUUUGCUUCUGAAUCACUUCUUGUUAUACAUCAAAAAAGUCACAUAGACGAGAAGCCAUUUUCAUGUUCACAAUGUGGGGAAUGUUUCCCUAAUAAAUCAAGGCUUAUUCAACAUAAAAAAACUCACACAGGAGAGAAGCCAUUUUCAUGUUCACAAUGUGGGAAAUGCUUUACUGUGAAACAAUCUCUUGUUCAACAUCAAAGAAUUCACUCAGGAGAAAAGCCAUUUUCAUGUUCAGAAUGUGGAAAAUGUUUUUCUUAUAAAUCAAAACUUAUUCAACAUCAAAAAAUUCAUACAGGAGAGAAGCCAUUUUCAUGUUCACAAUGUGGAAAAUGUUUUAUUCAGAAAUAUGAUCUUGUUAAACAUAAAAGAACUCACACAGGAGAGAAGCCAUUUUCAUGUUCAGAAUGUGGGAAACGUUUUACUCUGAAAUCUCUUCUUCUCAAGCAUCAAAAAAUGCACACAGGAGAGAAGCCAUUUUUAUGUUCAAAAUGUGGGAAAUGUUUUACUGACAAAUCAAAUCUUGGUCAACAUCAAAAAAUUCAUACAGGAGAGAAGCCAUUUUCAUGUUCACAAUGUGAAAAAGGUUUUAAUCACAAAUCAGAUCUUGUUAGACAUCAAAGAACUCACACAGGCGAGAAACCAUUUUCAUGUUUAGAAUGUGGGAAAUGUUUUACUCUAAAAUCACAUCUUGUUCAACAUCAAAAAAUUCACACAGGUGAGAAGCCAUUUUUAUGUCCGGAAUGUGGUAAAUAUUUUGCUCAGAAAUCAGAACUUAACAGACAUCUUAGAAUUCACACAGGAGAGAAGCCUUUUGCAUGUUCAGAAUGUGGGAAAUGUUUUACUCAGAAAUCAAUACUUAUGAGACAUCUAAGAAUUCACACAGGAGAGAAGUCAAUUCAGAGCAAUAAAUGAUGCAGAUAACACAUCUAUAUAUUAACCAUGUACAUAGGAUAUCUGACAUUUAUACAUAUAUCAUAUACUGUAUCUCCAAAUUUGUUCCCAAUUGUUAAUAAAAGUUUUCUUU
Messenger RNA from Hyla sarda, 3904 nucleotides. RefSeq names its product zinc finger protein 585A-like. Lineage: Eukaryota; Metazoa; Chordata; Amphibia; Anura; Hylidae. The transcript has 3 exons. Bases 10 to 3792 code for a protein of 1260 amino acids. The record is from RefSeq and is a predicted model, not a curated record.